AUGUCACAACGAAGACUUUUACAAGAAGUGGAUCGAACGUUCAAGAAGGUGAACGAGGGAAUAGAUGAGUUCGAUUAUAUUUAUGAUAAACUUCUGGACAGUGAUAACCAGUCACAGAAGGAAAAGUUGGAGGGGGAUCUAAAGAAAGAAAUCAAGAAGCUUCAGAGGCAGAGAGAGCAAAUUAAGAAUUGGAUGAGCGGAAACGAAGUGAAAGACAGCCGGCCGUUGGGAGAAUACAGAAAGAAGAUCGAGCAUGAGAUGGAACGAUUUAAGGAGGUGGAAAAGGCAAUGAAGACGAAAGCUUUUAGCAAUGAGGCACUUCUUUCCGGAAAACCGGUUCUUGAUCCAAAGAGAAAAGAGAAAGCCAAAUGUUGUGAGUUUCUUCAAAAGAACAUUGAGGAAUUGCAAAGGCAGGCCGAGGUGAUUGAAGCGGAGGUCGAUAGGUUGUCUGCAGCUAUGAAGAAGCACAGGCCUAGUGCAACAAAGCAGCAGGAACUGGAUGAGCAGGAUGGGCGAUUGGAAAAGCACAGAUAUCACAUACGGAUGCUUGAAGGUGUGAUGCGAAGGCUUAUGAACGACAAAUUGGACGUAUCCCAGGUAAAUUCCAUAAGAGAUGACAUCGAAUACUACGUGGAGUCGAAUGAUGACCCAGAGUUCGUCGAGGAUGACGAUUUCUACGAAGAAUUGGGUGAUGAAGACAUGACUGAAGUUUUGGACGGUGAUUCUUCAACGGCUGACGUUUCACACGUCUCCUCGUCACAUUCUGCAUCUCCACAGCCUACAUUGUUGUCCGCUACCCGGACACAUACUACGAAUUCGUCCACAUCCGGGAUUGCACAGCCACAUGCACCGCCACAAGUGCAUACCCAGGACCAAAACCAAAACCAGACUCAGCCACAAGCGCAAGCACAGCCAGCGACCCAGUCGGUCCCUGUGGCACAGCCAGCUACAGCCGGUGCCGCUGCUACUCCUAGGGUGCAGCAUAAAGUGAAGCAGAGAAUACCAUCUGGAAUAAAGCUGACGUCCGUUUCAUUCUCAAAGCCGCAUUCUGUUGCUGCUACGCAUAAUCUGGCAUCGCAACUUUCACAUGCACAUCAUUCGUCUCCCGUUGCAUCGGCAGCAAUUCUUUCGGGCGGAUUGAAGCCAGCUGCACCUGUGAAAGCACCAAAACUCAAGUAUUCAGAGGUGGCAGCAGCAGCAGUCGCCAAUUCGACUCCUACUGCAAGAACUGUUCACUCUUCUGGCCAUUCCACACCUUUGCACACGGCCUCUGCACACUUGUCAACAACGAGAAUCUCGUCUUCUCACCAAGCACAGCCGCAUUCCCAAUCCCCAGCACCGGUUUCAGCUUCAUUGUCGUCUCUUACCCCGACGAAGCCCGUGCAAAAGUCCUCCAGCCCAGUUUCAAUGGCUGCAGCCUUGGAUAAUGCUGUGGUAAAAGACUUGGCAAGCUCCAUCAAGAAGUCGGUCUCGUUUCUGGACCUCUCGAAUUAUACAAACCUUCCAGACGGUUUCGACAAGUACGUGAAAGAUUUGGAAACUGCCAAGCAGCGGCUUGUGGAGUUCAAAGACUUUUCUGGCAACAAUGCACCGACCCAAACUACAGUGUCGGGAUCCCCCGCUCUAAACCAUAUUUAUGAGAUGAAGCUGCCGGAAUUCAAGACAAUCUACCCCCAAUUGGAGUCAUCUUUGCUCAACUGCCCGGACUCUUACGAUGCCGAUACGCCGAAUGACUAUGUUCCUACCAAUCAGUUUGUCACACAGCUGUUUUUCCCCAGAGAUCCUGCUGUAGAAGUUACAGGCUCCCGGAAACUGCUCAAGAAGCUCGAUUUGGACACUCUUGCUUACUGUUUCUAUUACAACAAUCUCAAAUACAAAUCCAGCUUCACCGACAUCCACAACUCGCAUGAAAGCCGCGAUUCGCGCUACCUCCAGUAUAUAGCUGCUCGAGAAUUACAUGAUCGCAGCUGGCAGUAUGACCGCCAGUCCAAAAUCUGGUAUCACAAUGAUCAAUUGUCUCCAGAAGCUUCCAAAGACUCUGCAAAUGGUGGUGUUGCUGUCUCUAGCUGGAACUUCUUUGACUUUAAGGACACCUGGAUGGUCAAAAACAAGCCUGGAUUCAAGUUUAACGAGAAUCAUGAGGAGAGGUCUUUCCUCUAG
Molecule: messenger RNA, 2160 nt
Organism: Brettanomyces bruxellensis
Lineage: Eukaryota; Fungi; Ascomycota; Pichiomycetes; Pichiales; Pichiaceae
Exons: 2
Coding region: 1-2160 (719 amino acids)
Biological process (GO): regulation of DNA-templated transcription; nuclear-transcribed mRNA poly(A) tail shortening
Cellular component (GO): P-body; nucleus; CCR4-NOT core complex
Source: RefSeq, a predicted model, not a curated record